CUAGGGUGCAGGAUGCCCCCUGGGGCCCAGUUUUGUGUAUCCCCCCAGAAGGCAGUAUGUGAGUCUGUUCUCUGCCCUCAGGGGCUUCAUCUGGUGCAGCUAGUGGUGCUUGUAGCAGCCACGCAGCCCAAGCAAGAUCAGUAUUAGCAUCAGCAGCUCCAGGGAGCCCCAGUGGCUGGGUUCAUCCUCUUUGUGGGGUGAGGAGAAAUGCAGGCUAGCCCAGCCUGCAUUGUACCCCUUGUACAAGCCAGGAGCCAGAUACACCAGUCCAGGGCCACGUGGCCACACAUCCCCAUUUAUAAUGGUGUUGCAGGAGAAGGUGUAGGGGGCAGUGGUAGAAUGAAGAACACCUGACAAUAACUAACAGUCUGAUAUCACUUUGUACCCCACAAAAGUGCUCCACAUGAGUUAGAAUUAACUCAUUUCAUCUCAGCAAACCCAUUUUAUAGAUGAGGAAACCUAAUUUCAUCACAUUGCCAGAAAGUACCAAAGUACUUGUUUGAAGCCAAGUAAUCUCACUCCAAGGCCAAGGCCAAGGUUUCAGCCAGUCCAGCUAUUUGCUGAGGUGCUUUGGGUGGGUCAUUUCCCUUAUUUGGGCACAUCUGGCUAUGAGGAUUUUAGAUGAGGUAGCUUCUGAGGGCCCUACCACCUUUUACCAGUGACUGGUUCUGACAGUGUCCUAACUUACAAUGUCUUUUCCACCGAGAGGUUCUGGCCACCAUCCCCAUGAAGCAGUCAAGAUCAGGGCUGCUGAGCCAGAAUAGACCCGUUUUCCACAGACUCCUAGACAUUGGGAUCUGGUAGGCUGGGCUGUUUACUCAGGGUACUACCAAAGAGGACCUUACUGAACACUGACGAUGAACUUCAGGAUGUGACCUUUACCCAAGAGACACAGGGUCUAAAGGUAACACCAGCAUAUGUGGGCAGGCCAGACAUACUGCAAGGCUGGGCCUUGUGGAGCAAAGCACACCCACCCUACCUUACUCCCUUGUCACCAGGAGCAGACAGCUGACCAGUGAACAUGUACUGAGAGCUUCUUGUGCUAAGUUGUUCAUGUACAUUAUCUCACUUAAACUUCACUACACCCCUCUAGGAUAACUACCAUGUGCCCCCAUUUCAUAGGUUGGGAAACUAAAGCUUAGAGAAGUUACUUGCACCAAACUCCAUAGCUAAUAAGGGGCAUGGUACCUCAUACUGCCUGCAGCAUCCACCACAGGGCCUUCGUCUUAGGUCCUCCUGACACUCAGACUCAGGACUCCUCAGGCUAUGCUGGGCAGGGCCUUCCCCUCGAAGACCAGCAGACCAGAAACAGCCUCCAGCAGGUCAGCAUGAAAUAGCCCACUCCAGGGAGUAGUCCUGGAGCCUACAGUUAUCCAGACUGUUCUUUGUUGCCCAGGUGACAGCUCAGGAGUAAGGGAAUAAGACAUAGCAGGGAGAAGUGGGAUCCACCUUGACUUAGAAACCUCAUGCCCCAUGACUCCCUAGUUCCAUAGGCAUAGCUUCCAGGGUCCCUGCAAGGGGCAUGUCCAAUUGAGUCACUAUACUAAGGAUACCCAAAGCUGUGGCUUUUUAGUAGAUGCUUAUAGUUCACACACAGAAUUCCUAGUCCAGAUAAUUUAUAAUUGGGGUCAUUUUUACCAUAAGUAAAAUGUUGCCUUGAAACAGACAUUCCAUUUGUAUCUGGCUUCCAAGGGAAUAGAACUAGAAAGGUAACCAAAUGUCAGAUUCUGCAGGAGCAGUGGGAUUUGUUAGCCCUUCACUCUGGGUCAGAACUGAAUGUUAUUUAAGGAAACAAACAGAAACUUUUGAAAUUGUUUCACAAAGCCAGGCUGCCUAAUAGUGAGUCACCCAAAGAAGCUGAAGGCCACACACACAUGCUGAUGCAGGUGAGAGCACUCCACUGACCCCACAGAGUGGGAAGGUGAAUGGGAAAGUGGGACUGGGGGACAGAGGCCUCCUGGCACCAGCUCAACAUGCCCACCUUCAAUCCAUGACAAGGACAGGAUAUAGACUCCAGUGCAGAGGAACAUCAGAAAGAAAAAGUCCAGGUACUUCAGGAGAUAGAAGAGCCCAGGUUCCACUUAGGGCCAAAUCCCUCAGGAACCCUCUGCCCCUUCCGUACCUGCACCCUGGCCAUGUGCCUGCGGCUGCUCCACCCUGCAUCCAUUGCCUGGCCAUUAGUCCUGAGCAGGAGGGUCCAUAGCACUUCUCGUUGACAUCUGAGCUCUUUCUGGGCUGCGGCACUGGUGAGCCAAGUGGUCACACUGUGCCCUACACCAGCUGCCACCAUCCCUCCUCAGAGCCGGAGGUGACUCAUCCUCCCUGCAGCCAAAACUAAAAACUUGGAGAUCUUCUGGCCUAAGAGAGUCCACACUCCUCAUGCUGAUACUCAUCCAGGUCAGCCCAUGCCAUCAGGGAAGCUGGAAACCUCCCACUUGGGGACCGUCCCAGGCAAGCAUCAGAACCAUGUAUUUGUGCCUAGUCUGCAACACCAAGGCAGCUGCAGAAGUUUCCAGGGGCCAGCAGCUGAAGGGCCCAAGAUACCUGUAGGGGCUGCCAUGCAAGGGGAAGUUCCAGGACAGGCUAGAGAGCCAUGGGGCCCAGAUGGCAGAGGCUCUGUCCACAUCACUCCUCCCGAGUUCUAGACUUUGCUCUUCUGACAUCCUGUCCUUCCACAUAAUGGCUGAGCUCAGUACCUGCCCCUACCCUGCCCCUCUACCCUUAGCUGGCCUCCCUGGGCAAAUAGUGCAGACACACCUGUGGUUUCAGGGAUGGGGAUCGUGUGGGCCACCACUCUCCAGAAAACAUGGGAAGAGCCACGUCCACAGCCCCCUUUGCCCACCUCUUGAACUAAAUUCAAGAAUUUUUUUUUCUCCACUGCCGAGAGGGGUUUGUCAGUGUUUGCAGACAUCCAGACAACACUGAACUCAUGUCUGCUACCACCCGAGUUGCCCGCAAAGUACCGUCAAUACUGGCAGAAAGCCUGAGAUGCUGUAAAUAACCCAAUUAUAUUGUAAUGCAUUUUGGCAUUUAAAAUGUAAUUUUGUAAAUGUAUUUAGUGCUUACAAUCAAAGACAAUUUUUACCCCCCAAAAAAAGAAGUGAAACUAAUGUUCAGCUCACAUAAGAUUGUUGGAGAGCCAAGGAAAUAUGUAAUACAGUGGUUUAAAGAGAUUUCCAGUAAGAGUGGGAAAAGUUUGGGCACUCAAAUCAGUUUGGACAAUUUCAUGCAGAAAGCUGCCUGAUAGCAAGGCUUCUGGAGAAGUGUGUAAUGUUCUCUGGUUAUAUUCACAUGCUUCAUCUGUCAGGGCACCUCUCCUGGCUCGCUGUUCCUGCACAAUUCAACCUGCCUUGAGUUAACUAUCAACACAAAGUGACUUGAGUUAACCAUCUAAAACAGCCACGGCCCCAGUUAUACAGUUGCUGUGAGAGCAGCUCCUGAUGACAGAGUCUAGAAAGGCCUCAAGGAGAAGAGGGGAAAGCAUGGAGAGCUUAGAGCUGUCUUUCUGCAACUCAGAGCUGGAGAUGCAGAGAUGGGUCAGAUCUGCCUGGGAAGGUGGGGGAGACAGGUCUCCCCAGAGCCUCACUGCUACCACUUGGGACCCUUCCCCCACACCAUAGCCAAGUUCUCCAGCCAAGCUUCUGCCUCAGUCCCUAAGGAAACAAAAAUUGAUUAACCUCUUCAGAAUGGCUGCCUAGAUGAGGAAGGCCACCUCCUCAACGCUGUCAGCUUCCCCAGCUUGAAGCCUCUGCCUUUGUAUUCCACCCUCUCCCCCAGGGAUCAGGACUUUGAGAAGCUGUAUGGGAAAAUGCUACCUACCUCUGCAUAAUUAGAAUAAUUUAUCAAAGCAGGAGCUUUGACAAAUCACCCACAUUUUGGUCCCUGUCAAACAGCAGGUGGCAGGCCUGUCCUAAAAGAGUUGGCAAUGCCUGACCUACUUUUCAAGGCUCUUCUAGACAGCAGCCUCCAUCUCUGGCAUAGAAAAAGGGCCUGGUGUCAGGAAGAGCCCUGGAACCUACUGCAUUCUAUCCAUCAUGGGAGUAGCUGGGCCCUGUCAGGGCUCAGUGAAACCUGGGAUUGGUGACUAAAGGGGGAAGAUGGGGACUGGUGGCAUCAGAGGACCGGCAUGGGCACUGAGGUCUGGAGAGAUGUUACAGAGGAAGGAAAUAUGUCUUGAGACUCUGAGAGCUGCCCAGAGGGAGUCCCAGGGCCAGUGCCUAGUGUAUUUGGCAGGGGUGGGGGUUGCAGGGACUGCGGGGGUAGUUUACCUGAUUGACUCCCAACCCUGCCUGCCUGAGGCUGGUGAUCAGGAAGGCACUGUUGACUCUGGUGAGAUCACAGAGGUAGUUCCAUAGGCCCCACCCACUCCCUACAGCUGUGCUUCCUGCUGCCCAGUGCCAAGCCCCUAGGUACCCUCUGGGAGCUGCUGGCCAGAGGUCAGGUGGCUGUGGGAGCUGAGCGCUGGUGCCUCCCACAUUCCCCCAGGAACCAUGGGGAUAUGAAGGUCAUAGGCUUCCCUUUUCUUCCUAUUCCUACUUAUCCUGAAUGCCACCCACUCCAGCUGUGUAGGCCCCCAGGCGCUGACUGCCUCAAGGAUCCAAUCUGAAAAGAUGCAGGCCAGUGGUAGCUGCCACACAGACUGGAGACUGGUGGUGUGGGGGUGAGGGGAGGGGCUGCUGUGUGUGCAGCUGCACAAGGCUCAGGAGGGAGGCCCCAGGUCUGCCCCUUGUUCUGCCCCUCCUCCCUUCUCUCUGGACUCAAACCAGAGGAUUCUGUCUCGACCAAGAGUUCUUAAGAAGGUUCCACAAGCCUCCUCAAAUUAUGUGUAUAUAUGCAAAGGCCAUUUUGGGGGGAAGGGCCAAAGCCUUCAUCAGUGUGCCCAAAGUAUAACAGCCUCUCUGUGAAUCGCUGUUUCAGAGUCUGUGCUGGGCUCAUGCACAGUCAGAACAGAAGGAGCCAGCAGGCCACAGCCAGUCCUCAGAGCCUGGGUUAAGGCUGCUUCUCCAAAGACCCUCUGAAAAGGUUUCUCUGGUGGACAGGAAAUCCCGAGGGCACGUAGGAGGCCCUGAGCCUGUGGCUUGGAGAGGGAAGACAGGACCCUGGGAGCCAAUGAAAGAAUAUGGGGGCCCUCAGAGACCUGAGUUCUGGUCCCUCUUUGGGCACAUCCCCUCAGUCUUCCCUUCUGUGGAAUUGGGCAGGCCCACAUGCUCUGUUCUCUGGCUCAGCCCUGUUUGACUCCUCUUUCCUGUCCUAGGCCUUGGGUGGGUGGGCAGGCCCCUUCCUGCUAGCCCUCUGCCCUCCCUCUCUCUCUCUCUCUCUGGUCCUGCCCAGCCUCUGCCAAUCUGUGAAACUCGCAGUCCCUGAGUCCCCUGGGAGGCCCUGGGCCAAGCUGAGCCCAGGGCGCUGUGAGAAGUCAGCAGUGAGGAAUCUCAGAAGCCCUUCUGAGGGAGACCCCUCCAGAGACCCCCAUGAAGAGAUCACCACAAACCCAGGUGCAGGAGCGCCUCAUGGAGCCCCCAAGCAAGAGGCCCCUGGAGGAGUUUCCCCCAGAAGAGUCCCUACCCGAGGACUCAGGCCUCGAGGCAGCUCCGAGCACACACAUUCUCUACGUGGGCCACCUGAACCCCCAGUUCUCUGUGCCUGUGCUCGCCUGCCUGCUGCGGGACGCCCUGGAGCGACUGGAGCUGCCGGUGGCACGGGAACACAUCGAGGUGGUGAGGCGGCCCCGGAAGGCCUACGCACUGGUGCAAGUGGCCGCCCACAAGGACACCUUGGCCUCCCUCCCGCAGCGCCUGCAAACAGCGCUGGAGGAACACCAGAUCCCCAAGGAGCUGGCAGCCCGUGGGAAGGAGUUGGUGUUGGGUGAGGGCCGGGGCCCCUCCAACCAGAGAGAGGAGGACAGUGGCCCCAGCCCAGGCUCCCGGCUCCCACCAGGUGGGCUCGCUGAUGCCUCCCCAAACCCGGCCCUGGCCCCACGGCAGAGGAGCUCCCAGGGCCAGCCCAGGGGCACACGCUCGGACAGCGCCAUUGUGCACCAGAAGAUCCUGGGCCAGGAGCAGCUCUUCCAGGGAGCCUUCCUGGGAAGCGAGACGCGCAACGUGGAGUUCAAGCGGGGCAGCGGCGAGUACCUGAGUCUGGCCUUCAAGCAUCACUUGCGGCGCUACGUGUGUGCCUUCCUCAACAGCGAGGGCGGCAGCCUGUUCGUGGGCGUCGAGGACAGUGGCCUGGUGCAAGGCAUCCGCUGCAGCCACCACGAUGAGGACCGUGUGCGCCUGCUAGUGGACUCCAUCCUGCAGGAUUUCAAGCCCCAGGUCUUCCCUGAUGCCUACACACUCACCUUCAUCCCCGUGGUCAGUACCACUGCCUCCAGCACCCCCCUCAAGGUGAUCCGCCUGAGCGUGCACAUCCGCAAGGCCCAGGCUGAGCCGCAGCUCUACGAGACAGACCAGGGGGAGGUGUUCCUGCGGCGGGACGGGAGCACCCAGGGCCCACUGACCAUUGGCGCCAUCCAGGAGUGGUACCGGCAGAAGUGGACAGCGCAGCUGAGCAAGCUGCAGGAGCAGGUGAAGGUGCUGACAGCCGAGAAGGAGCAGCUCCAACAGCAGCUGCAGUGGCACAGGUCCACCUCCUGCACCUGCUGCAUCCUGUGAGGCCACCAGAGGCCAGCACAGGGAGAAGCCAGUGCUGCACCUGGUGAGGCAGGCGUUUGAGCUGAUAUCCUCCCAAUAAAACCCCGUCUGGGCUGCUGAGAGGUGGACAGAGCACUACGAUUCCUUCUGCUUCAGCAACACGGCACACACACAGGCUGGUCCCCACGCAGCUUCAGUCCUGAGCAGACUCCGGUCUUUGUAGCUAAGAAACUGCUCUUAACACCAUCCCCAAGGACCCUUCCUCUCAGAAAUAAGUAACUUUGUGUAAGCUUGGCCAGAGCCAUCCCAGGAGUGAACUGUAAGUAAGGGACUGUCCCUCUUCCUAAAAAGUUCAUUUUGCCCAGGCUGGGGUCUGUGACUUCAGUUGGUUAGACAGGGCCAGAAAGGAAGCUGUCAUCUUGGGAAAGCCCCUCUGCAGAUGGCAAGGCACGCUCAGUAACCAUGGUUACAGGGCAAACAGGCCACCCUGCAGCCCACAGCCCUGGCUGGUUGGAACUUGUGAUUGUUAAAGCUCUUUAAUAAAUUAUGUGCACCUGG
Molecule: messenger RNA, 7187 nt
Organism: Manis pentadactyla (Chinese pangolin)
Lineage: Eukaryota; Metazoa; Chordata; Mammalia; Pholidota; Manidae
Gene: SLFNL1
Product: schlafen like 1
Exons: 4
Coding region: 5469-6650 (393 amino acids)
Source: RefSeq, a predicted model, not a curated record